CACUCUUCCCCUUGACUCCGUGUUGACCGAAAAUCUAGGAUCCCGCCCUGUGUAAACGUUCAAAUUCGCGUGCUUAACAGUGUAGUACUUGCAGGAUAGCUGUCUUGUGUUGUGGUCACAUUAAUGGUUUACCAUGGUGGUUACUACUAAGACUGAAGAUGUGCACAUUUCGAUUCGCGUAAACGGAAUCGAUUACACAGACUACUCCGAUACUCGCGUCAGGUGAGACAUUGCAGCACCGUUGCUUUGAUCUUGUGUAUAAAGCAUUGUGAUAAAGCCCAUCGGAAAGGGACAUAAGUGACCAUACAUCUCUGAAAGACUAAUAGAAGUAAGCUGUUCCAUCUAUGAAAAGUGAGACUUCAAAGGGACCUAGACCCUUGGUCGUGCGCUCAGACAAGAUGGCAAUCGUGGAUGCUAUUACGACGUCCCCUAUCGUGAAGUCCUUCAUCGCGGGCUCCUUCUCGGGAACCUGCUCCACCAUCCUCUUCCAGCCCCUCGACUUGGUCAAGACCCGCCUGCAGACCACCAUCGCUAUCCCAUCUGGUGGGUCAAUGGGCAUGAUAGCAAUCGUGGGAAGAGUUGUUCGCAAUGAACGCAUUUUUGGACUGUGGAAAGGUGUGACUCCUAGCAUCUUCCGCUGCGUGCCAGGAGUUGGCCUAUAUUUUUCAUCACUGAACUGGUUGAAAACUAACUUCUGUGAAGGCCAGCCUGGACCGCUCCAGGCUAUAACAUUAGGCGUAGUAGCUCGCACUAUCACUGGUGUCACAAUGAUACCCAUUACAGUCAUCAAGACCAGAUAUGAGAGUGGAGUUUAUAGCUAUGGGAGUGUUCGUGAAGCUAUGCGUUCAAUUUACACCAAGGAAGGGGCAAGAGGCCUGACCUGUGGCUUGAUUCCUACACUUUUACGUGAUGCACCCUUUUCUGGGCUCUAUCUAAUGUUUUAUACACAAACAAAGAAGCGUGUGCCGCAAAUUUACCUUGAGGGUAGCACUGCACCUCCUAUACAUUUUACAUGCGGAGUGGUUGCUGGAUUAAUGGCUUCCACAGUUACGCAGCCAUUUGAUGUGAUAAAGACCAAGAUGCAACUCUAUCCUCACAAAUUCACAUCCUUUAUGCAAGCUAUUAUUUACGUCCACAAGAAGUACGGACCACAAGGUUAUUUCAAAGGGCUGGUCCCGAGAAUGCUGCGUCGCACUCUCAUGGCAGCGAUGGCGUGGACGGUGUACGAGCAAAUUACGAAAAGUUUUGGUUUGAAGUAGAGGGCCAUAUUAUAAGGCCAUUUCCAGAAAGGAAAUAACAAUCUGCAGACAAUUCAUCGUUUCACAUCCACUCACCAUUGCUUGCUUGAGUGAUAGCACAUGGAAAAACUUGUUGGGAUGCAGUCAAGCAGUUUAAUUUUGAAAUCUGUCAUGUCGAGGAUGGUGUUGCUAACUUUUCAUAAUUUUUUCAAAUUGUGGUAUAGAUUUGAAGUUAGACUCAAGUUUUCUCUUCUGCUGGUGUGCUAAUUGUGGAUGUUUUUGUUUUUGUUUUUCAUUUAUGAAGCUAUAGUACAAUCAGCACUGCAGUUUUAUGAGAUUCAUAUGAAAUGAAUCAGCAUUCUGUUGCUAAAACAUAGGUUUUUAAUGGCAGUCAGUAUAGUAUUCUACUUUCUGUACUGUAGUUACUGUCCUUUCAUUUAUUUUCGGUUAUGUGAAAGAUGAUACAAAUUUACAAUUAAUGUUGCAUCUCCUUUUUUAAUGUUAGAUCUCAAAAUGUUCAGUUUAUAUGUCCAUUGUUAUAUACAAAAUCCAAAAUUCUUUGUAGGUGAUCUCUUGUGUUUAUUUAGCAUACAUUUCAUUCCUACAUCAAAUGAAACUUGAUUUUUUUUCUCUCUUCCAAACUUUUCCUUUACCCUAAUAUGCACUGCAGAGUUAUAUAUACUGUAUAUGUGGAAUUUAUUAAUAUGCAUCUCAACAUGGUGUACCAUUUCCCAUGCCAUAGCCAGCCAAUUCUGGAGGCCUGUGGUGUGAUCUUCUAAGAAGUAUGAAAAUGGUGCACCAACUUCUUGACUAACUAAAAUGUACCAAUUGUAAACAUGAUAUAUAAUGUUAUAUUGUGUAUUCUUUUUGCCUCAUUUUCGAGGUAGAAUCUUUUUACAAUAAAUAUUAUUUGUAUACUAUGCUAAUACAGUAAAAAUAGUAUUUUGACUGAAUAGCAUUUGCCUACCUAGAACUAUUCUCAAUUACGAGAUUUUAUAAUAUUUUGGAAUACUUUUACUACACACUGAACUUAUCUAAAGUAAUUAUUCUGUCUUUUUCCUCAAAAAGGAUUGUAAGAAUACAAAGAGGGGGGGGAGGGGAUUGCUUUAGGAAGAAAAUGUUUGUCAGUCCCCAAUAUUGUAAUGUCUACAUUAGAAGUACAGGACUGGAACAAUUUAAAUGGCACUGCUCCUUUGCAUCAUAUUCUUUAUCUCAUAUAUCAUUUAAGUUGUAAAACUUACAGAAAAGCAAACAGUAAAAGCUUUUGAGAAAAUGGAUAAUUGAAGUUAACAGUUAUUCUCCAGCUCAGUAACUUUAACAUUAUAUUAUUUUAUCAAUGCAUCAUAGUCCAUAGUUGAAGGACAAUCCUCUAACUUAAAACAAAAAAGAGCUAUCAAAAAUGGUAGUAAAAUAAUGAUUAUUAUGGGAGAAUAGAAGUUAAUUGGAAUUGUAUUGGACACUGAAAAUUUGUGCACAUCAUAUGUAAUAAUAGUGCAAAUUUUGUGGAAACCCUUCAAAUUACAUGAACAUGAAUGAAUGUCACUAUGAAAAUAUAAAUCUGCAUAUAUAUAUAUAGAGAGAGAGUGAGAGUAAAUGCACCAAAACAAUUUAUGCAGCAUGCAUCUCUCACAUAAAACAAGCACACGCACACACUUGCACACACAACAAAUGCCCAUAUAUAGUACAUCCAACAGGUUACAGUUUAAAAGAGUGUAUGUUAGUGAUCAACUAAAGAAAGGAAUAAACAAAAUAAAAUAAAUAUAUAAAUAGUAGUUUCCCAAAAUUUUCAAAAUAGUUUUCCAGUAAACAUUAAUGCUACAGCUGUAAUAGGCUAUCACAUAUUUAUUUCUAAAAAUCUGCUUAUACUGUAGUUUAAAAAUGUGUGAAAUCCAAAGUAACUAGCCAAAAAUUCAUAUUAGAGUUUCUUUAUUAUUUAUUAUAUCAAUCUACUUGCCCUGUCUUUAAUAUAAUUAUAUAAUUAAAUAAAGCUGAUUAGAACUAUUAUGAAAAAAUAAAAGUGCCCAUACUGUACAAUGAGCUGUUACUUUCUUUUUCAUCACAUCUAUAUGUUUUUACUUGGAUUUUAUACAUCCAAUGGUCUACUUUAGAUAAGGGAGAUGGUACAACUUAAUUACUUUCCAUUGAAGAUUAUGAAAUUACAGUUACACUUGUGCAUAGAAGUGCUGUGGUAGAAGCAAAGCAAUAACUUUCCAUAGUUUCUGUUGUAUUACUAAAAUGUAGAAAUAAUAAUUGUGAGAAAGAAAUGGCAAUACAAUUAAAUUGUAUAUUUAUUCUUGAUUCACAUUUUUUUCUCCAAUUUUACUACAAAUACAAGGACAAUAUUGAUAUAUAUGUUAUAUAAUUUUCUCUGAGGUCAGUGCAAAACCAAGAGCAAAAGCCUCUACUCUUGAAUCAAUGAUAAGCCCAUCUGCUGCAAAGUCUGAAAAAAAACACAAAACUGUACAGUGACAGUGUAUAGAAACCCAAAUGCUCUCCUGACAAAGAGCCACAAUUUCACAUUGCAUGCAGGCUUACUGGAUUUUAUCUAUUUAUCAUUUUUUUUUUCAGAUGGAAAGAUAAAUUGCAUUAUCUGUAACCAUUUCUAAUAUCAUGACAACAUAUACAUCUAUUUUUUGCAGUUAUGCAGCAAGAAAUGUGAAUGUAUGACUUUUCAUGUAUUCUAUGAUUAUAAAAUGACUCACUUAA
This is a messenger RNA of Penaeus indicus, 3944 nucleotides long. Its product is annotated as mitochondrial glycine transporter A-like. The record is from RefSeq and is a predicted model, not a curated record. The coding region runs from base 345 to 1259 and encodes 304 amino acids. Gene Ontology annotation, biological process: glycine import into mitochondrion. The transcript has 7 exons. NCBI's taxonomy places the organism in Eukaryota, Metazoa, Arthropoda, Malacostraca, Decapoda, Penaeidae. Gene Ontology annotation, cellular component: mitochondrion; mitochondrial inner membrane. Gene Ontology annotation, molecular function: glycine transmembrane transporter activity.